UGAUAUAAUUUGUGGUUACAGUUUUUUACGUUAAAUAAAAAUACAUGAUUCUUGCAAUAAAAAUCAGAAAUUUUCACAGUUUAGAUUCUCUGCAAAUUUGCUAUCGAAAUCCUCAGUACAGUUCCUGAGAAUCUGUGCGAUUUAUAGUAUUGAGAGCUUCACUCUUGUUCCCUUAAUUUUUACUCGGACAAAUUGGUAUGGGAGUUGUGACUGUCUCUAGUUCAGCUGCUAGAACUCCAGUUGGAUUGAGUACCAAGUUUCAAACUCACCAUUCAACAUUAAAGAAACCAUUGAUUGUGGCAUUCAAAGGGGAUAAAACAGAUAAUACGGCUUUAGUAGUGCCACAUGAGCAAAUUCCAUUGCCGAUAGAAGCGCCUAAGCAGCAACGAAAGACACUAGGAAAAGGUAGCAAAUCUUUGAAGAGGGUGAAAGCGAUCUUCACUGAUGAGGCCUCUCCAUGCACAUCAGAAGUGGAUUACCAUGAAGCUGCUGCCAAACUUGAAAACAUCUACAAGCUUAGUCCAGCAAUUAGUACUUCAGAUGUUGAAGAUAAUGGUGUAAUGAGGAGAGGAAGGCGGAGGAGAAAAGGGAGCGCUAGUGAAGCUGAUACUCAUAAACCAGUAGUUAGGAACUUGGCUAAGAGUCCUAAGAGAUUGAAUCUUGAUAAAAGGAUUGAACUGAGGAAGAAGAAGAUGGAUGAAGUGAUGGAAAAAAGACGAAGAAAAAAGGAUGUCGAGGCUGAAAAUGAGAAGAUUGAGAUACUUUUAAGGGAUUAUUCAUCAUCAACUGAUUUCGUUAGCUUGGAUUGGAAAAAAAUGAAGAUACCUCCAGUUCUUUCCUCUACAGAGCAUACUUGGUUGUUCAAGCUGAUGCAGCCUAUGAAGGCACUCGUUCAAGUAAAGGAGCAUUUGCAGAAGGACAUAGGGAAAGAACCAACCGAGGCUGAAUUAGCUGAGGCAACAAGUAUGACUGUGGUUCAAGUGAGGAGAUGCUUGCAGGUUGGUCGAGCUGCACGAAACAAGCUCAUUAAACACAAUCUCCGCCUUGUUUUAUUUGUAAUGAAAAAAUAUUUUCAAGACUUUGCAAAUGGCCCCAGAUUUCAAGAUCUCUGUCAGGCUGGAGUGAAGGGACUUAUCACAGCAAUUGAUCGUUUUGAACCAAAAAGGAGAUUCCAGCUAUCUACUUAUGGCCUGUUUUGGAUCAGGCAUGCAAUUAUACGUUCGAUGACAGUUUCAAGCUUCACACGUGUUCCAUUUGGCCUUGAAUCAGUAAGGGCAGAAAUCCAGAGAGCAAAACUUGAAUUGUUGUUUGAGCUUCAGAGAUCACCAACAGAGGAAGAGAUAAUUAAAAAGGUUGGUAUCUCGCCUGAGAGGUACCGUGAAGUGAUGAAGGCCUCAAAGCCUGUUCUUUCUCUCCAUUCAAGGCAUGCAGUCACCCAAGAAGAGUUCAUUAAUGGGAUUACUGAUGUUGAUGGGGUUGAAACUGAAAAGCCGAGGCAACCAGCUCUUCUCAGGCUUGCACUAGAUGAUGUGCUUGAUUCUCUAAAGCCUAAGGAGAGCUUGGUGAUUAGACAGAGAUAUGGAUUAGAUGGAAAAGGCGAUAGAACAUUGGGAGAAAUUGCAGGGAACUUAGGUAUUUCAAGAGAAAUGGUACGCAAGCAUGAGGUUAAGGCUCUCAUGAAGCUCAAGCAUCCAACUCGAGUUGAUUAUCUUCGCCAGUAUGUGAAACUGGGAAAAGAAGAGAAAUUGAAGCAUUCACAUGGAGUGUGUUGGAGUAUUGUAAAAUUAUUGAAAAGAUAGAUGACUGAUGGAAAUUCGGAGGUCAAAACUUUUUAUUGUUAGAUGAUUAAUGGGAAUUGCUGGAAUCUUUACCACUUUGAUUAAAAGGUGUGAUGUGUAUGAGAUCUCAGUGUUCGGUUAGUUGGUUACUCUUGAAGGUAAGUUUUUUAUCCCCUUUGUAUAUGAAGAGAUAUUGAAAUAAUAUUAAUUCUAUUGAACAGAA
This is a messenger RNA of Mangifera indica (mango), 2001 nucleotides long. RefSeq names its product RNA polymerase sigma factor sigE, chloroplastic/mitochondrial. NCBI's taxonomy places the organism in Eukaryota, Viridiplantae, Streptophyta, Magnoliopsida, Sapindales, Anacardiaceae. Gene Ontology annotation, molecular function: DNA-binding transcription factor activity. Bases 198 to 1799 code for a protein of 533 amino acids. The transcript is spliced from 7 exons. Gene Ontology annotation, biological process: regulation of DNA-templated transcription; DNA-templated transcription initiation. The record is from RefSeq and is a predicted model, not a curated record.